This is a messenger RNA of Dichomitus squalens LYAD-421 SS1, 1197 nucleotides long. Its product is annotated as CRAL/TRIO domain-containing protein. The coding region runs from base 1 to 1197 and encodes 398 amino acids. Lineage: Eukaryota; Fungi; Basidiomycota; Agaricomycetes; Polyporales; Polyporaceae. The record is from RefSeq and is a predicted model, not a curated record. The transcript has 7 exons.
AUGUCAAUGGAAGACGUCCUACGUCAGAAGAAGGAAGAGCUCGUCGAAAUAUAUAAAUCCAACCUCGACAACGCGCGAAAUUUGCAGCGAACGCUGAGGAAAGACAUAUUACCGGGAUUGGUGCAUGAACUGUACCUGGAUGACGAAGGGGAAAGGAGGGCAACAUCGUGGUUAUACGACCUCCAAUCAAUAUUCAGGUUGCUCAGACGUCACAAAUUCACAGUUCCAUUUGCUCUCGAAAACGCACGUGAUGUGUUGUUGUGGCGGUUGGCCGUGAUACCAACCGAGAUUCCCCGUUCGUCUACAUCUUUCAUACGAUGUCUGCCUACAAACGUUCGAGAUCCGUUUGGGAGGCCGAUCGUCGUGGUCAAACUCUGCGACUUGCUCGGUCCCUCGCACGAUGUACGCUCAGCCCUCAUACACUACAUGGAACUGUUGCGGCUUCAUCUGCACACACUCAACCACCAACAAGAAACUGCACAUGGUCGCGAACGGCCCAUCUUGCAGUAUAUUGUUCUCAUGGAUAUUGACCGGAUGCCGAUGCAAAGCCAAGCCGUAGAUUUGAUCACUUGGUUCCUCUACGAGCUUAUUCCUCGUUUUCCCGGUAUGCUCGCUGCCGCCUUCAUUCUCAAUCAUUCUUGGGCACAUACAGGGAUUUGGAACAUCGUAAAGCGUCUGUUACCGAAGUCUGCGCUAACACGCAUAUUCUUCCCUUCGCAAGACGAGCUCCUCGGAUUCCUGUCCGCAGCUGCAAUUCCGCGUGAUUAUGGCGGCAGUCUGCCACUGCUUACUGAGCUUGAGGAUCCCCUGGAGAACUUAGUGGUGAACCUAGAGGAAGGCACUUCCGGCGUGUCGGAUUCUCCGGCGCAACCCGCGGUCUCCGCUGCUUCAGCCUCGUCCUCCCAAACAGUACCCCGUGUCCCGUCGAUAUCCACAUACUCUCACCUCAAUCCUUACUUCGGCUACCCCGUCUCCCGCCAGGGUGCCCCCACGCCGAAACUUAGACAUGGUCGCCGGCGGAAGCGCGAUCUACUUCGUACGUUGGCAGCACUAUGGUGGAGCAAGUGGAAGAACCGCUUCCUUCUCUUGCUGUCCGUAGUUGUCUGCGUAAUCACAUAUAGGUUACGUCGGAAGCCUCGCAUGCUCAGGUGGAGCCAGGGCAUGCGCGGAAUCUUACGCCUUCCCGCUCGGAUAUAG